This is a messenger RNA of Prorocentrum cordatum, 1019 nucleotides long. The record is from the annotation of a GenBank genome assembly. NCBI's taxonomy places the organism in Eukaryota, Dinophyceae, Prorocentrales, Prorocentraceae.
GUCUCAUGAACCAGCUCGAUCAGCAGGACAUCGUGCAGAUAUUGAACGAAGCCGGGAACGCAGGUGACCGGAAGAUGAGUAUUGGUUCCAACACAGACCAGGGCAAGACCUCCUUCGCGAACAAGUCCAUGAAGCAGAUUGGCGAAACACUCGACCCUCAGAAGUGCGCAAUCGGCUACACGUGCCGCAAGGGGCUCAAGCCAGAGAGUCCCAACCAGGACUCAUGGUUCGUGCUCCGCGUCGAGGGCGAGAAGGACUGCUCGAUCUACGCCGUCUUCGACGGGCACGGCAAGAAGGGCCACGAUGUCUCGAAUUUCGUCAAGGAGCACUUGCCGAAGCUCAUAGUAAAGGAUAGCCGCUUCAUGACGGACGAGAUGCCGGCGAUGCUCGUAGAUGCUUUCAAGAAGAUGCAGUCUUUCAUCGCGAGCGCCGACCGCAUGAAGAAGCUCAGCGCCCAGCUCUCCGGCACCACGUGCACCGUUGCCAUCCACGAUCACACCAACAACAAGAUCACGAUUGCCCACGUGGCCGACAGCACCGCCGCGAUAGGGUCGACGGCGGGGAGCAAGAGGGACUGCAAGGCGCUCACGCGCGACCACAAGCCUCAGCUGGCGGACGAGCGAGCUCGCAUCGAGAAGAACGGAGGCCGCGUCGUCUUCGAUGGCUACGCGAACUACCGCGUCUACGCGAAGGGCGCGCGCUAUCCGGGCCUGAACAUGUCCCGGUGCCUGGGCGACUUGAUGGGACACCAGGACUGCGGCAUCAGCUGCGAGCCAGAGGUCCAGGAGUACUACCUCACCGAGAACGACACGACGCUGUUUGUCUGCAGCGACGGCAUAUGGGAGUUCAUCGAGCCAGCCGAGGCCUACGACAUUGUGGCUGAGUUCAAGCCCGAGCAGGCCAUGCAGGCGGCGGAGAAGCUUGCAAAGGAGGCGUGGGACCGCUGGAUCAGGGAGGAGGGCGGCUCGGUGGUCGACGACAUCACGGUCGUGCUGGUAAACCUGAAAAAGCCGGCCUGA